Pestalotiopsis fici W106-1 is the source of this 1548-nucleotide messenger RNA. RefSeq lists its product as uncharacterized. Gene Ontology annotation, molecular function: transmembrane transporter activity. NCBI's taxonomy places the organism in Eukaryota, Fungi, Ascomycota, Sordariomycetes, Amphisphaeriales, Sporocadaceae. The record is from RefSeq and is a predicted model, not a curated record. Gene Ontology annotation, biological process: transmembrane transport. The coding region runs from base 1 to 1548 and encodes 515 amino acids. The transcript is spliced from 3 exons. Gene Ontology annotation, cellular component: plasma membrane.
AUGGCGUCGGAAGAUCCAAAAUCAGCGCGCUCUUCUGAGCGUGACGUCGAAGCAGGUAUUUCGGACCAUGAACACGGCCACUCCGGCAUGGCGUCUUUCCUAAAGGUCGAGCCCGGAGCCAUAUACAAAUCGGAGGCUGCGAAACAUCCUAGAUGGUAUCAGCGCCUUUUGGAUGCCGGCGUCGAGGAAAAUGGGAUCAAGCCAAUUCCGGUCGAAGAAAGAACAAACACAUCGUACAACAAUUUGUUCAGUGUCUUCUUCACCGCCUUGCUUUGCGUGCUUCCGAUACCGACCGGAAUGCUCGCUACUCUCUCUUUUGGCAUGAGCCUGAGAGAUGCAUCUCUGACCAUCCUGUUCUUCUCCAUGCUUACUUGCGCAUUUCCCGCAUUCAUGGGUUGCGGAGGAUGCAAGACAGGCAUGAGACAGCUGAUCCAAGCCCGAUACUCUUGGGGGCUUUAUAUAAUCACCAUCCCAUUACUACUCAACGCUGCCACAAUCACUGGAUUCUCUCUGGUAGCGGCCAUAGUUGGAGGCCAAACCAUAGCCGCCAUUAAUCCAGGCCACGUGAGCGUCAACGUCGGCAUUGUUGUCAUCAUCGUGAUUAGCUUUAUUGUGUCCCUGCUUGGCUUUCGAGCUUUGCAUGCUUGGGAGCGUUGGAGUUGGAUACCGAAUCUUAUAGCGAUUGUGGUAGCCGUAGGAUGCGGUGGCCACCUGCUCUUUCAGCAGGCCGAAGCACCGCCUGCUGUAGCAUCUUCCAUCGUAUCAUAUGGCGGUCUUAUAGCUGGAUAUUUCAUCACUUUUGGUGGUACCGUUUCCGACUAUUCCACCUAUCACAGUCCUAAUGCGUCCAAGACAAAGAUAUUUACUUACACGUACCUGGGACUCUUGACACCAUCGGUACCACUCUUUGUGCUCGGUGCAGCUAUGGGUGGCGCUGUGCCUGUCGUUGACGGAUGGUCCGAUGCUUACGCAGCAUACGGUGCUGGUGGUGUGCUCGCAGAAAUGCUCAGCAGCUCCGGCGGAUUUGGGAAGUUCAUCCUGGUCCUUCUUGCAUUGAGCGUGCUGGGUAACAUUGCCAUUUCAAUGUAUUCGGUUGCCUUGAACCUCCAGAUGAUUUUGCCAUUCUUUGCCAAGAUCCCGCGGUAUUUCUUCAUCCUAGCGGUUAUUAUCGUGAUGAUACCAACCGCCAUCAAGGCUGCCGAGGAAUGGGAAGAGUCCUUGGAAAACUUUCUGGCCCUCAUUGGCUAUUGGGCAGGUUGUUUUGAUGCCGUACUGAUUGAAGAGUUGGUUAUUUUCCGGCGUAUGGACUUUAACACAUAUGACCCUGCGAUCUGGAACGUUGGAAGAAAGUUGCCAUCGGGAAUCGCGGCGAUAGCAGCCUCGAUCUGUGCAAUGGGUCUUGUUAUUCCAGGAAUGGCCGAGGUUUGGUUCACCGGACCCAUUGCAGCCAUCACUGGCGACGUUGGCUUUGAAAUGGCCUUCGUCGUCACAGGCCUCUUCUACUUUCCUUUCCGCUGGCUAGAGAUAAAGCACAGAGGACAUACUUGA